CGGCGCCAUAUGUUUCGCCAACCUGGAACAAGACCGAAUUUGGUUGACCUUUCGAACUGGCUCCGUUACGAAACCUGGUGUCACAGCUAUGAUGCCGAACCAACGCCAAAGGGCUCGCAUACUAAGUCAGACUCUGUGAAGAGGACAGUAACUAUUCUGCAUGGUGUUGGAGAAUCCCAGGGUGAGACACCCAUCCCUCGGAAAGUUUAUGUUUCACAAACCAAGCCUGUGAAAGUCAAGCGUUAUUGUCCUUUCUGUGAUAAGGCAGAGCAUUACCUGAGUCAGUGUGAGUCCUUUGCCAAGCUUACCUCCGACCAGGUCAAAACAUGGAUUCGCAGUAACAACCGUUGUUUGCGUUGCGCCAGGACACACCAUGCUGCCCAGUGUGACCUAAAGAAGCCUUGCAAUAUCUGUCAAGCCAUCCACCUUCGUCCUCUUCAUGAGGUGAAUGUCAGUUCCUCUCCCAAGGACGAUUCAGCUAACAUGGAAAAGAGUUGCCUGACAAGUUCUUCAUCAGAUCGGUUCUUUCUGGAUAAGCCCUCUGUUGGAGGUCGGGUUAUGCUCAAAGUAGUUCCUGUAAACCUGCAUUAUGAAGAUCGCACACUAGACACCUAUGCUCUUCUUGAUGACGGGUCGGAGAGGACUAUUCUGCUUUCCACUGCUGUUAAGGCGCUGGGCAUUCAGGGUGUUCCUGAGGAUCUACCUUUGCGAACAGUGAGGGAUGAUAUUCAGGUUCUUCAUGGUUCGUCCGUAUCAUUCCAGAUCUCUCCCUUCUGUAAACCUCAGAAAAGUUACAAGAUUAACCAUGCCUUCACUGCAGAUCGUCUAAACCUGUCGCGUCAGUCGUACCCAAUAGAACAACUGCAACAGAAGUACCGACAUCUGCGGGGUCUUCCUGUCCGUACGCUUACAGAUGUCCAGCCAUUACUUCUCAUUGGUUCCGAUCAACCUCACCUCAUCACCCCAACAGAGCCUGUGCGAUGGGGCGGCCCGGGUGCGCCAGCUGCGGUUCAUACGCGCCUGGGAUGGACACUUCAGGGCCCCAUACCUUUCAUGGGGCGGCCUCAUGCCACACGGCAAUGUCUGUUUACCUCCAUUGCUCCGACUCAGGAUGAACUCCUUCAAAAUGUUCAACGACUGUGGCAGUUGGAUGUUGUUCCGCAGUGGGAGGGCAAAGCGGUGACCAGGUCCAAGGAGGAUCAAAGGGCUCUUGAGUUGCUUGACCUUAAAACUCAUACUCAAGAAAUCGAGGGAAUCAAACGGUUGGCGACACCUUUACUGCGGCGGAAGGAUAUGCCUUUGCUUAAUGCACCUAAGGAAUCGGUCCUACCUACCCUUCGCAGUGUGGAAAGACGUUUGCUAAAGGACCCUGUAAAAGCUGAGGUUUAUAGGGAAGAGAUGAGGAAACUCGUUGAUACAGGAGUAGUUAAGGAAGUGGCUGACCCUGUAACUGAGCAGUCUGAAAGCUGGUAUAUCCCUCACCACAUCGUCAGUCACAAUGGGAAGUUUCGUGUUGUCUUUAACUGCUCCCAUCAAUACAGAGGACAAAGCCUUAAUCAGUACCUGCUGUCAGGGCCUACCCUUGGAGCCUCGCUAUUAGGUGUCCUGGUCCGCUUCAGAGAACAUCCUGUAGCUGUGAGUGGGGACAUCAAAGCGAUGUUCCACCAGGUCCGUCUUCUCCCUGAGGACCGUCCUUUACUCCGUUUCCUGUGGCGAGACUUGGAGAUGGAUAAGGCACCCAAGAUUCUCGAAUGGCAGGUGUUACCCUUUGGCACGACCUCCAGUCCAUGUUGUGCUACCUACGCAGUACAGCGCCAUGUGCUGCAACACCCCCUGACUGAUCAGGCGAUUCGGUUCUCUGUAGAAAGAUGUUUCUAUGUCGACAACUGCCUGCAGAGUUUGCCUUCUACUGAUGCUGCUCGGACCUUGAUUAAUCGACUACGAGACAUCCUUUCUGAAGCUGGAUUUGACAUUCGCCAGUGGGCCUGCAAUGAUCCUGGUGUGCUGAGUCACCUCCCCAUGGAAGCUCGAUCCGAGAGCGUGGAACUGUGGUUGACACAAGGGAAGUCUGAUGUCCCUGAAUCCACGCUGGGUCUAAGCUGGAACUGGCAGCAUGAUACCUUGUCCUACAAGCAUCGGCCUGUGAUUUAUAGAACUCCCACUUUGAGGAACAUCUAUAAGGUCCUGGCAUCCCAGUACGACCCUCUGGGAUUCCUCUUACCUUAUACGACUCGAGCAAAGGUCAUCAUUAAGCACCUGGGGAACAAACAGAGAGGGUGGGAUGACCCUAACCUACCACCUGAACUUCUUCAGUCCUGGAUUGCGUGGGAGGAGGAACUUCAACACCUCUCUUGUGUCUCUUUCCCCCGUCCUUAUGUUCCUGUUGAUGUUGGAAUGGAUAGAGCUACUCAUGAAGUACACAUCUUCUCGGAUGCCUCCGAGCAAGCCUAUGGAGCAGUGGCUUAUCUCCGAACUACUGACCAGGAUGGUCGGACUUACCUGUCCUUCAUAAUCGCACGCUCCCGUGUUACUCCAAGACGAACUCACUCCAUUCCAAGGCUGGAACGCUGUGGAAGUCUAAUUGCAGCACAGUUGGCUAAGUUACUGGUGACCGAGUUGACCUUAUGCAUCAAGUCUGUUUCCUUGUGGACCGACUCUACCACGGUCCUCCAGUGGUUGAAUUCAGAGUCCUGUCGCUAUAGGGUCUUCGUGGGAAACAGAAUCGCAGAGAUUCAGGAGCUGACUGACAAGUGUUCAUGGCAUUAUGUCAGCUCUGCGGACAACCCGGCUGAUGAUCUCACGAAAGGGAAACCUCUCCAAUACCUUGCUGCACUGAACCGUUGGUCUCAAGGUCCCUCUUUCCUCCUGCAGAAACCCAAAGAAUGGCCAGUAAUCCCUAAACCUGAGGUCAUGGAGGACAAGGCAGAAAUGCGGAAAUCUGUCUUCUGUGGGAUCAAUACCUUACCUCUUCCUUCUGAUCACUAUGAUAAAUGGAACUACAACACCUGGCAAGAGUUAUUGGACAUGACUGCCCAAGAACUUCGGGCUAUCCAUGCUUCAGGGACGCCUCCAGAAGCUGAGGAUUACCUCCAGGCCGAGAUCGAUAUUGUGAAACAGGUACAACAGGAAUCCUUUCCUGAGGAUUACAAACUGCUGCAGACUGGAAAGUCGGUCAGGUCUGGAAGUCGGCUGGUUACCUUAGCCCCUGAAAUUAAUCUGUCCAGUGGGCUUAUAAGAGUAGGAGGCCGUUUAAGGAGAGUUGUUGACAUGCAGGAUUCUGUCCUGCAUCCUCUAGUCCUGGAUUCCAACCACCCGGUCACUCGUUUGAUCAUUCACCACUACGACCACCAGUUGCAUCAUCCUGGAUCUGAACGUCUGUUUGCGGAAAUUAGGAGAUACUACUGGAUCUUACGAGGACGUGAAGCUGUUAGGAGGUUUCAACGUGACUGCCCUGAAUGUCAAAGGUGGAGAGCCCAGCCAACAAUCCCUAAGAUGGCGGAUCUACCCUCUGCGCGCCUUCAGCUCUAUAAACCUGCCUUCCAUUCUUGUGGAGUUGACUGCUUUGGCCCUCUGUCUGUGAAAAUUGGAAGGCGGACAGAGAAGCGUUGGGGCAUUCUGUUUAAAUGCUUGACUACCAGAGCUGUGCAUUUGGACCUACUCCCUAGCAUGAGUACAGACUCAUUUCUCAUGGCUCUAAGAAGGUUUGUCGCGAGGAGAGGAACACCAGCAGAAUUAUUGUCGGAUCGAGGUACGAACUUCCGUGGAGGUGAAAGGGAGUUACGGGAAGCUUAUGCCGCACUGGUUCCUGACAUACAGCAUCACCUUGCCAAACAAAAGAUCCACUUCCGCUUUAAUCCCCCUUCGGCCCCUCACUUUGGUGGGGUUUGGGAAAGAGAAGUGAGAUCUGUCAAAUCAGCCUUGUACACAGUUGUGGGUUCACAGCCCAUUCCUGAGGAGGUCUUAAUGACAGUCUUGCUGGAAGUAGAGGCCAUCCUAAGCUCAAAACCUUUAGGAUAUGUGUCGUCAGAUGUGGCAGAUGCUGACCCUGUGACCCCAAAUAGUCUCUUAAUGGGGCGGCCCGAUGGAUCUCUACCUCAAGUCAUUUACCCAGAAUCGGAAAUGUUGAGUCGUCGGUACUGGAGACACUCCCAGGUCCUGGCAGACCGAUUCUGGUCUAAGUUCGUGAGGGAUUAUCUUCCAGGUCUCCAAACCCGGCAGAAAUGGCAAGCCUCUCCUCCUGAUUUGAAGGAGAAAACCAUUGUUAUGAUUGUGGACCCCCAACUACCUCGAAGCUUAUGGCCUGUGGGCCAAGUCAUUAAAACCCACCUAAGCCCAGAUGGUCAUAUCAGGUCAGCAGAUGUGAAGAUAAAGGACCAAGUUUAUACCAGACCAGUAGCCCGCCUGGUCAUCCUGCCAGCUUUACCAAAGGAUGGACUUAACGCCUCCAAGUAAGUCGCCUUUAUGGGAAGCAAAGAUGCUUGCAUCUUUGGGGGCGGCUGUAUUAAAGGCUCCUUUAAAAGGGACUUUUAUUUUGAAACCGGAGCCGCCGCUGUUCUGCCGAUCGUGAACAGUGUAGUUAGUUGAGCUGCCGCUGUCUGUGGUAGAGCUGUAAUCGGGCCUUAAAAGUUAGGCCCGAAAUGUCCGGAGCCCGACAGAAUGCAGCCCGAACCCGAACGUACAUUUAGAUUGACAGCUUUUUAAAAGCCCGAACCCGUUUACAGCCCGACAUUAUUUAAAUGUGCGCACACACACAGCUUUUGUCAAGAAUGAGAAAUUUACACAGGUUUUAACAUUAUUUAUUCAUGACUAAUAAUCUACACGCCACUUGGAAGUUGAAACAAAGAAAUAAGUAAUCUGUAACAUUGUAACAUCUCAUUCUAAAUAGGCUUAUGCAAUACACUAUAAAUAUGCCAAUAAAAUUAUUAUUUCUUAACGAAUUAAAUUAAGAUAAUACAUUCUGAAUUAAGAUGGGAAUUUGGCAAUAACGAAAUUAAGAGGCAGGCUCCGCGGGAUUUGCGUCGGCACUUCUCUCCAUUACUGCCAACAUUAGUCUAUAUCCUCUGUCUAAAUUAUGUAAGACUCGAUUCAUAUUUAGUUAUACAUUGAAAAACCUACUCACCAAGAUUAGGCUACAUGUUUUUGAUGAGGAAAAUCAUUAAAUCCACUGUAAAUGAAUUCAGCGCGAUCCUGCGCUACUGAUUUGAACUUGACCGCUCAUUUACCUCACAAAGCCGGAGCGGAAGCCCGAGCCCGCCCCGAGCCCGUGUAAAAUGUUAGAAAUGAAGCCCGAACCCGCCCGAGCCCGUCGGGUUCGGGCAAAGAUCUUCAGCUCUAGUCUGUGGUGUCUGUGUGAACUGUGUGAGCUGUCAUCUAAAUGAUGUGAACAACUGUUUGUUGAUGGUGAUUGCUGCAGAUGUAACAUCAAGAUGUUAGUCACUGACCUCAAAACUAUGUUCAUCUUUGAAUAUGCAUCUGUGGUCCAUCCUUUUACCAUCAAUACAAACUGUUGAACUGAACUCCUGUCUCCUCAUUAUUAGUGCUCUGACCGGCACUCAGGAGGGUUUACUCGUCCGAUACAGAAUCAGAACCUAAUAGUCGUAAAGCCUUCCUAACA
Molecule: messenger RNA, 5614 nt
Organism: Paramisgurnus dabryanus
Lineage: Eukaryota; Metazoa; Chordata; Actinopteri; Cypriniformes; Cobitidae
Source: RefSeq, a predicted model, not a curated record